Molecule: messenger RNA, 4421 nt
Organism: Pan troglodytes (chimpanzee)
Lineage: Eukaryota; Metazoa; Chordata; Mammalia; Primates; Hominidae
Gene: SLC6A5
Product: solute carrier family 6 member 5
Exons: 13
Coding region: 20-1711 (563 amino acids)
Biological process (GO): amino acid import across plasma membrane; nitrogen compound transport; sodium ion transmembrane transport
Cellular component (GO): plasma membrane
Molecular function (GO): amino acid:sodium symporter activity
Source: RefSeq, a predicted model, not a curated record
UUUCCUCAUCCCUUACCUGAUGAUGCUGGCUCUGGCUGGAUUACCCAUCUUCUUCUUGGAGGUGUCGCUGGGCCAGUUUGCCAGCCAGGGGCCAGUGUCUGUGUGGAAGGCCAUCCCAGCUCUACAAGGCUGUGGCAUCGCGAUGCUGAUCAUCUCUGUCCUAAUAGCCAUAUACUACAAUGUGAUUAUUUGCUAUACACUUUUCUACCUGUUUGCCUCCUUUGUGUCUGUACUACCCUGGGGCUCCUGCAACAACCCUUGGAAUACGCCAGAAUGCAAAGAUAAAACCAAACUUUUAUUAGAUUCCUGUGUUAUCAGUGACCAUCCCAAAAUACAGAUCAAGAACUCGACUUUCUGCAUGACCGCUUAUCCCAACUUGACAAUGGUUAAUUUCACCAGCCAGGCCAAUAAGACAUUUGUCAGUGGAAGUGAAGAGUAUUUCAAGUACUUUGUGCUGAAGAUUUCUGCAGGGAUUGAAUAUCCUGGCGAGAUCAGGUGGCCACUAGCUCUCUGCCUCUUCCUGGCUUGGGUCAUUGUGUAUGCAUCGUUGGCUAAAGGAAUCAAGACUUCAGGAAAAGUGGUGUACUUCACGGCCACGUUCCCGUAUGUCGUACUCGUGAUCCUCCUCAUCCGAGGAGUCACCCUGCCUGGAGCUGGAGCUGGGAUCUGGUACUUCAUCACACCCAAGUGGGAGAAACUCACAGAUGCCACGGUGUGGAAAGAUGCUGCCACUCAGAUUUUCUUCUCUUUAUCUGCUGCAUGGGGAGGCCUGAUCACUCUCUCUUCUUACAACAAAUUCCACAACAACUGCUACAGGGACACUCUAAUUGUCACCUGCACCAACAGUGCCACAAGCAUCUUUGCCGGCUUCGUCAUCUUCUCCGUUAUCGGCUUCAUGGCCAAUGAACGCAAAGUCAACAUUGAGAAUGUGGCAGACCAAGGGCCAGGCAUUGCAUUUGUGGUUUACCCGGAAGCCUUAACCAGGCUGCCUCUCUCUCCGUUCUGGGCCAUCAUCUUUUUCCUGAUGCUCCUCACUCUUGGACUUGACACUAUGUUUGCCACCAUCGAGACCAUAGUGACCUCCAUCUCAGACGAGUUUCCCAAGUACCUACGCACACACAAGCCAGUGUUUACUCUGGGCUGCUGCAUUUGUUUCUUCAUCAUGGGUUUUCCAAUGAUCACUCAGGGUGGAAUUUACAUGUUUCAGCUUGUGGACACCUAUGCUGCCUCCUAUGCCCUUGUCAUCAUUGCCAUUUUUGAGCUCGUGGGGAUCUCUUAUGUGUAUGGCUUGCAAAGAUUCUGUGAAGAUAUAGAGAUGAUGAUUGGAUUCCAGCCUAACAUCUUCUGGAAAGUCUGCUGGGCAUUUGUAACCCCAACCAUUUUAACCUUUAUCCUUUGCUUCAGCUUUUACCAGUGGGAGCCCAUGACCUAUGGCUCUUACCGCUAUCCUAACUGGUCCAUGGUGCUCGGAUGGCUAAUGCUCGCCUGUUCCGUCAUCUGGAUCCCGAUUAUGUUUGUGAUAAAAAUGCAUCUGGCCCCUGGAAGAUUUAUUGAGAGGCUGAAGUUGGUGUGCUCGCCACAGCCGGACUGGGGCCCAUUCUUAGCUCAACACCGUGGGGAGCGUUACAAGAACAUGAUCGACCCCUUGGGAACCUCUUCCUUGGGACUCAAACUGCCAGUGAAGGAUUUGGAACUGGGCACUCAGUGCUAGUCCAGUGGUGUGGGAUGGUCCAGACUUGAUCCUGUUUUUCCUCUCUGCCUCCUCCUAAUGUUUUCCAUAGCUCUCCUCCCAUUUUUCUUCAUCUUUCUUCCUACAUCUUGGUUCACAUCCACGCAUGAGAGUGAUUAUGUAGAAAAGUAGGCAUAGUGUCGCAUGCUGUAGUAAAGAGCUACAUAGACCACCUGAAGCGCUGUUUGCCUGUGCCCAUGGUGACUGUUUCUGGUCAGGUUGGUCCCCUGACCACACGUUUUACCCUGCAGAGGAGGAUCAGUUAGGUGAGCGCUGGUAGGUAUGCGUGGUUUGGUCAAUAGAGAGGUAUCCACUGUGUGAUGGCAUGGGGGGUGCCAGUAAGGCACGUAUAGAGUGGCCGAAUUACAAGACUUAAUUUGGACUUGAACAGAACUGAGCAAUGUGGUGAUCUUGUUCAGUCACACAAAGUUCAAGACAGGUUUUUUUUUUUCAGAGAGUUAGCAGUGGUCAGAAAAUGUUUUGGAUGUAAGACAAGACCAUUCAAUUUGGACACCACUGAGGUGGUUAAGUUUAUAUUUCCAGUCACCACUGGGGAUCUGUUUCCUUCAUUUGGAUCAGCAAUCUCCAGUUACCACUAACUCAGAUGCUACAGUCUACACAUUGUGACUUUGAUUGAACUGUCAGUUUUCUUCCCUCAACUGUCUUUUUUUGUUUUAAAUAACCACAUUUGUGAGUUCUUUUGGUCAUUUCGUCCACCUCUGCCCAAGAAGCCAUCAUAUAAGUUGUGCCUCAUUUUGUACGUUCAUAGUAGAGCUCCAUGCUCGUUUCUACAUGAUAUUUAGCACCGUGGUUCAAUGUCAUGAUCCUGUGUUUCUUCUCUAAAUGUCUUUCUAUAAGCUGUAGACACCUUGUCUUUUGACCUCUGGGAAAACAAGACUUACCCUGGUUCUGUCUAUAUAUUAUAUAUAUAGGACACAUGCUCUUAAAAGACAGAUAACUUCUUAAUUUUUACUCUUUUUCAUUCACAGUAAAUGCCAAUUGUGGUCAUAGAGAAAUCAAAGAAAUGGAGAGUUUAAUAGAAAGCAACCACAAUAUUCACUGCACUGGUAGUACAUUUUAGGACAUGGUAUUUAUAGAACUUUCAGAUAAAUACAGCUUAGGUAAGUAGCGAGUGAGCCAAUUAAGACUAUAGCUUUUAAGACUACAUUUAGCCAAUUCAAUUUUAAGAGUUCCCUGUUCACAGUACUCAUUUUAACGGCACUCUAAUGAGAGCUGAUCAUAUGUCUGCAGAAAUUGGCGAAGUGUAAACUUUAUUAUCUUCUUGUAUCCUGAACAUGCAUAUAUGAAAUUUUUAAAAUGUGACAUGUGUUCAUGUAGUGUGUACUUGUAGUGUUGUUUUCUGUCCUUAUAAAUAUCUUAUGAAUUCUGUAGAGAUGGUGAGUUUAGUAUAGUGUAGUCUGGGGAUUUUAUUUUCCCUUACAGUAAUAAUAUCUAAACCUAAAAUUGUUUCCUUUAGGGGAGAUCAUUUCAAUCAUUUUCUUCAUUUAUCUUCAUAGUACAGGGUCUCAGGCAAAGUUUUUCAGUUCAAAUCUUGUAUAUUGUUGUGACAUUUUCAUCCUGUUUAACAGCAAUGAAACCCAACAACAGACUUUAAUGUACUUUUUUUUUUUAAAAAAGAUUUCAUUUGUUAAAAAAAGUCUCAACUCAUUUUACUGAGCUCUCCCUUUUCUAGGGCAAGUAUCAUUGCCAUUUGCCAACAUCAAUAUGAACUUCCAGUUUUUAAGAGUAGCUUGUGAAAGGUUUUAGAAAAGGAAACAAAGAUGGGUUUUGAACUUUAGAUUUUCAUGUCUUUUGUCUGAGUGUAUAUUUGUUCUCCCCUCUCCUUCUCCUCCUUUCCCCACUUGUCUCCCAAAGCUCGAACUUGCUUGAGUCUAUCACAAAGACUAAACCCUGAGCUUCCCCUAAACUUAGCUUUAGGAAGCUGAGCUGUGGCCUCACCUGUCUGCCAUGAACACAGGUUUCUCUAAGAAAGCCAUAUUGAUGAGAAGCCCCCAAUUACUGCAGCAGAUGUCGCACAAUGAUACCAAAAAUGAGCCUCUCCAACUGAUACCUGGUAGAGUGAGAGGAGCCAGGAGGAAUAACUUAGGCCUGGAAAUUAUCUGCAGGCUUUCCAAUUUGAAGGUUGAGAAAGAGAGCUUAAAUCAAUUAGCAUUCUCUCAUGGGACUGGUAUGUUUGUGUCAGGAUGAAUGGUUUUUGGCUCUCCUGUUGCCUCUUGGCUAAAACUCUGAUUGAGCCAAUGGUUGGAGUCUGAUGCUGGACGCCAACCCAAUUUCUGCUAAUUAUUGCUUUUGUGAUUAAAAGAAGGUGGGGGUGGGGGGCUCCCACAGAUGCUGCCAGGUUUGUUUUGUACAAACUGAAAGUUAACUUAAUUGUGAGAAUGGAGACCUCAUCAGUAGCUGCAUGUUUUGGAUUUGGGGGCAUUUACAUUUGUGUUAAUUAUGAUUUGUCCAGGUAAGAUGCAGUAGCUGCUCCCUGAGCAGCUGUUUCCCCCCACCCCACUUCACUAUAAUUUCCAAGAUUUAUUUCCCUUUGUUUAAAGGGACACGCUUAGGUGAAUAGUUCCAAAUUUACCUGGAAAUGGUUACCUUGUAAGUUUAGCUUGUCUAAUGGAUUGUUUCCAUGAUAUUAAAAUGUACAGUCAAUUGGAAGAAAAAAAUGAUAAAAAUAAAA